GCCAGUAAAUCGAAAUGAUAGGGAUUGAGAGGGUAUUCGGGCUGGAACACUUGGGAUGACGAGUAAGGAACACCCGACCCUUGUAAGUGAGGCACAGGUGCGGUCUGCGUUGGGGCGGUUACAGCGGACCUGGACGGAGCGGACGGGGAAUAGAGUCAUCGAGGGAAACUCAACAGGGGAUGUGUGCACAGUGUACUCGGCGCAGUUACGCUGGCGGGUGCAGUUGAGGGAUAGUGCGCGAGAUGAUCGGGGCUCGUUUGCAAGACGAAGUCGUGGGUGCUCAGCGAACGGGGAACGUGCGCCAGGUGUUCGCAGUGAUUUGGCUUGGUUGACUUCAGAGCUUGUCGGAGAACUGAAGAGGGAGGGGAGUCAUUCAGGUGGAAGGGGGGAACCGUUGGGAAGAGUGCCUGUAGGAGGCGUGCCAGGCUUUCACCGCCCCCGGCGCAAUCUGAGUUUGAGUUCAGUUGGGGGCGAUCAGAGGGAAUGCAUGCUCGCAGAGGGGGGCAUUUUCGUUUGGCAUGCCAGGAGUACCCCGCUCUCCUUCGGAGCUCUAUGCGGAGACGAAGACCCCGAUUGGCUAGUGGGAUGGGGGAUAAGCAUGCUGAAUGCAGGGAAACGGGGACUAGUGUGGAUUGGCGGAGAAAAAGGAGCUUGGAAGGUGAGUGCCGCCCCCAUUGGAUUCCGAACUCGUUGGGACAACGGGCUGUAGCGAGCAGCAUGUUGGACAUGCAUCACGCGCGUUUCGGCUCGCUUCACGCGAAGUGACGUGAAUCGCCUAAUCAAGAAAGAGCGGGAGU
Messenger RNA from Chara braunii, 797 nucleotides. Lineage: Eukaryota; Viridiplantae; Streptophyta; Charophyceae; Charales; Characeae. The record is from the annotation of a GenBank genome assembly.